Molecule: messenger RNA, 1963 nt
Organism: Juglans regia (Persian walnut)
Lineage: Eukaryota; Viridiplantae; Streptophyta; Magnoliopsida; Fagales; Juglandaceae
Product: receptor-like protein kinase 7
Exons: 2
Coding region: 89-1747 (552 amino acids)
Cellular component (GO): plasma membrane
Molecular function (GO): protein binding
Source: RefSeq, a predicted model, not a curated record
UCCACUUCUUCCAUUCUUCUCGUGAACAAUUAAAUAGGAAGCAGCAAAAAUUACUACAAACAAUUGGCCAUUAUUGCUGCCAUACGACAUGUCGUCGACGCGUGCUUCCGACCAUUACCUCCAUUAUUCUUUCGGUCUCUUUUGCCUGAUCCUCUCCCUAGUAUGUAGUACUGUCCAAUCUGAGGAGCUUCAAAUUCUCACGAAACUAAAGUCCGCGCUUCAGAAAUCAAACACCAGAGUCUUCAAUUCGUGGGAAUCCUCCGUUUCCGUCUGCAAAUUCGCCGGAAUCACCUGCAACUCGGAGGGCUCCGUUACAGAAAUCGAGCUUUCGAACCAAAACUUGGCCGGAACUCUUCCUCUGGAUGCCAUAUGUCAGCUCCGAUCACUCGAAAAGCUCUCCUUGGGGUUCAACCUCUUGCACGGUCCGGUCACGAAAGACUUGAACAAUUGCGUAAAAUUGCAGUAUUUGGAUUUGGGAAACAAUGUCUUCACCGGUGGGGUUCCCGACAUAUCCUCUCUCACAGAAUUAAGGUAUCUCCAUCUGAACGGAAGCGGAUUCUCUGGAACUUUCCCGUGGAAAUCGCUCCAAAACAUGAAGGGUCUAAUCCGGCUUAGCCUCGGAGAUAAUCCUCUAAGUCCUAGUCCAUUACCAAGUGAGGUGGUGCAGUUAACCAAGCUGGAUUGGCUUUACCUCUCCAACUGCAACAUCCAAGGAGCAUUCCCAGCUGGGAUUGGAAAUCUCAGAGAGCUAAUCAACUUGGAGCUUGCCGACAAUAACAUGACCGGAGAGAUUCCGGAAGAGAUAGGGAACCUCGUCAACCUAUGGCAGCUCGAGCUCUACAACAACUCGUUUACCGGAAAACUUCCCGUCGCCCUGAGAAACCUCGCGAAGCUUGAGAAUUUUGAUGCUUCUAUGAACUAUCUCGAAGGUGGUCUGUCCGAAUUGAGGUUCUCGACCAACCUGGUGAGUCUGCAACUUUUCGAAAACAAACUUACAGGGCAAGUACCGCCGGAGUUCGGUGAAUUCAAGAAGCUGGUAAACCUUUCUCUGUACACCAACGGAUUGACCGGUCCUCUGCCUCAAAAGCUCGGGUCUUUUGCAAAAUUUAAUUUCAUCGACGUCUCCGAGAACCUCUUGACCGGUCCUAUCCCGCCAGACAUGUGCAAGCAAGGUGCCAUGAAAAUGCUUCUCAUGCUAGACAACAAAUUCACCGGUGAAAUCCCAGCCAACUACGCCAACUGUCCAACCCUCACUCGUUUCAGAGUGAGCAAGAAUUCGCUUUCGGGUACUGUUCCUACCGGAAUCUGGGGAUUGCCGAAGGUGAACAUAAUCGAUAUCGCGUCCAAUAAUUUCCGAGGCCCAGUCACGUCCGAUAUCAAGAACGCCAAGUCUCUAUGGCAGUUGUUCCUCGGAAACAAUAGCUUAUCGGGUGAGAUACCGGCCGAUAUCUCAGGAGCUACCUCACUUCAGUCCAUCCAGUUGAACAACAAUCAAUUCUCUGGUGAACUCCCAUCUUCUUUGGGGUCUCUAUCGAGUACUCUUAAGGUUCUUGAUCUCUCACACAACCAACUUUCGGGUGAGAUUCCGAAGACUUUUACGUCUCUCCGACUAACCCAACUCGACCUAUCUUACAAUAAGUUGACAGGCCCCGUGCCGGAAUCUCUAUCUAAGGGGAGCUUCACUGGGAACCCAGGCCUCUGCAGCGUUGGAAAAGGUUCUGUGUUGCCACCCUGUCCCCACAAGUAGGGGAAGAGGGAAAAUAUAGGAAGUUUCUGACCCCUCGUUAUUUAUACGUAGGAUUUCGAGGGCUAGGAGAAAUAAACGCACCACGCAGAAUGGGUGUUAGAAACUUAGAAUAUUUAUUAAUAAAAACUGAUUUUUUGAAAAAAAAGUUGAUAAAUUUAGGAUUUAUGUAAAAAAAAAUUUUUUUUUUUUAACGAUAGGGCUAUUGUUUCUAGAAGG